UACUAGUGCUGCAACUGCGGCUGCCUCCCUCUGCACUGCUCUCAAUUAUAUAUAUGAGAGAGAGAGACAGAGAGAGAGAGAGAGAGAGACCAAAUAAAGCCAUAGGUGCGUGUGCUGCUAGGAGGGGAGAGCCUGUUAAGCAUGCUAUAAAUAUUUAAUGCAUCUGGAGGUUCAGGGUUGGCUACUGUCUGGGUCUCAGCAGACCACAUCACAGGCUCUAUGUGGAUCUAGUGAUUCAUAGAAUUAUUGAUUUAUUGGACUGGGACAGGGAUUGGACCAUCCCGGAGGUAACAGGCCAUCAUGCCUCGGAUAGACAUGGAUGUGAAGCUGGACUUUAAAGAUGUCCUGUUCAGACCCAAGAGAAGCAGCCUGAAGAGCAGGUCAGAGGUGGACCUACGGAGGACGUUCACGUUCCGUAAUUCCAAACAGAGUUACCAUGGCAUCCCCAUCAUCGCUGCCAACAUGGACACCACGGGUACCUUUGAGAUGGCACAGGUCCUCAGCAAGCAAACUCUCUUCACCGCCAUGCAGAAGCACUACACUGUGGAGGAGUGGAAGGCUUUUGCAGCCAAGUUUCCAAAAUGUUUGGAGCACGUAGCGGUCAGUUCAGGCAGCGGUCAAGCCGACCUGGAGAAGCUGUGCAGCGUCCUGGAGGCCGUCUCUGACAUCAGAUUCGUCUGUCUGGACGUUGCCAACGGCUACUCUGAACACUUUGUGGAGUUUGUCAAAACCGUCAGGGGGAGGUUUCCUCAACACACUAUCAUGGCUGGCAACGUGGUGACAGGAGAGAUGGUGGAGGAGCUGAUCCUGGCAGGAGCUGACAUCAUUAAAGUGGGUAUUGGGCCAGGUUCUGUGUGUACGACGCGCAUUAAAACGGGAGUGGGAUACCCCCAGCUCAGUGCUGUCAUAGAGUGUGCAGACUCCGCCCACGGCCUGAAGGCUCACAUCAUCUCAGAUGGCGGAUGCAGCUGUCCUGGGGAUGUGGCUAAGGCAUUUGGCGCUGGAGCUGAUUUUGUGAUGCUGGGGGGCAUGCUGGCUGGCCACGACCAGUGUGCCGGGGAGGUCAUUGAGAAGAAUGGCAGAAAGGUCCAGCUGUUCUAUGGGAUGAGCUCUGACACGGCCAUGAAGAAACAUGUAGGGGGAGUGGCAGAGUACAGAGCAUCAGAGGGCAGGACGGUGGAGGUACCGUACAGGGGGGAUGUAGAGGCCACCAUCAGGGACAUUCUGGGUGGUCUGCGCUCCACCUGCACCUACGUAGGAGCUGCCAAACUGAAGGAGCUCAGUCGCAGGACCACCUUUAUCAGAGUCACACAGCAGGCCAGCCACAUGUUCACAUAGUAGUAAAUAGACGGACGGAUGGAGGGACGGACAACAUGAACUUUCUUGUUUCAAUUGUGCUGAUUUAACUUAAAGUGUGAAUCUAGAGCAAUAUUUAUGUGAAUGCAUGCGUUUUUUUUGUUGCCUGUACACAAUAAACAGAAAGAGGAGAAACAGAAUGAAAUACCAACCUGGACUCAGGGGUAGACAUAGUAAACUUAUAUCCGUGACACUCCAAAUAGUAUGAUAUGUAACGUUUGGCAUGCUUUUCAAUUGUGGAUGUCCAUCUUCCAUUUCGUACAAUAUGUUACGAAUUUGCAAAACGUAUGAUAUGUUAUGAAUUCUAAUUUGUUGAGGCUAAAGUUAUCUAGGUGGCUAAUGUUAGCCAGGUUAGGGGUUAAGGUUAGGAGUUAGGUUAAGGUUACGGGAAGGGUUAGCUAACAUGUUAAGUAGUUGCAAAGUUGCAAAAAAUUGGUAAGUAGUUCCAAAGUUGCUAAUUAGAUAAAAUUCAAAAAUUGUCUGUGAUGUUAUUCAUACACACAGCCUUUGGGUUGCUUGAUGUUCAUGUUUUACACCUACCCAACCUGACCAACCACUCUACUUUAGUUUUUUGUCUUAAGUAACCUUCUGUCUUAUGUAACCAUACCAAAUGUAACAUAUUAUAAUAAAUUGAGUGUUUUCGAAAUCUGGAUUUCCAUUUACUAUGUUACGUGUAGUCUAUGACACCAGGCUGGGAAAACAGUGCUAGAGUAUGUUACGUGUAGUCUGAGACCAGGCUGGAAAAACAGAGUGCUAGAGUAUGUUACAUGUAGUCUAUGAGACCAGGCUGGAAAAACAGAGUGCUAGAGUAUGUUACGUGUAGUCUAUGAGACCAGGCUGGAAAAACAGAGUGCUAGAGUAUGUUACGUGUAGUCUAUGAGACCAGGCUGGAAAAACAGAGGUGCUAGAGUAUGUUACGUGUAGUCUAUGAGACCAGGCUGGAAAAACAGAGUGCUAGAGUAUGUUACGUGUUGUCUAUGAGACCAGGCUGGAAAAACAGAGUGCUAGAGUAUGUUACGUGUAGUCUAUGAGACCAGGCUGGAAAAACAGAGGUGCUAGAGUAUGUUACGUGUAGUCUAUGAGACCAGGCUGGAAAAACAGAGUGCUAGGGUAUGUUACGUGUAGUCUAUGAGACCAGGCUGGAAAAACAGAGGUGCUAGAGUAUGUUACGUGUAGUCUAUGAGACCAGGCUGGAAAAACAGAGUGCUAGAGUAUGUUACGUGUUGUCUAUGAGACCAGGCUGGAAAAACAGAGUGCUAGAGUAUGUUACGUGUAGUCUAUGAGACCAGGCUGGAAAAACAGAGUGCUAGAGUAAGCACUCUAG
This is a messenger RNA of Oncorhynchus kisutch (coho salmon), 2680 nucleotides long. RefSeq names its product GMP reductase 1. The transcript has 9 exons. Bases 301 to 1338 code for a protein of 345 amino acids. Gene Ontology annotation, molecular function: GMP reductase activity. Lineage: Eukaryota; Metazoa; Chordata; Actinopteri; Salmoniformes; Salmonidae. Gene Ontology annotation, biological process: nucleotide metabolic process. The record is from RefSeq and is a predicted model, not a curated record. Gene Ontology annotation, cellular component: GMP reductase complex.